Eriocheir sinensis (Chinese mitten crab) is the source of this 6364-nucleotide messenger RNA. RefSeq lists its product as uncharacterized. Bases 706 to 3558 code for a protein of 950 amino acids. Gene Ontology annotation, biological process: G protein-coupled receptor signaling pathway; cell surface receptor signaling pathway. Gene Ontology annotation, molecular function: G protein-coupled receptor activity. The record is from RefSeq and is a predicted model, not a curated record. Lineage: Eukaryota; Metazoa; Arthropoda; Malacostraca; Decapoda; Varunidae. The transcript has 4 exons. Gene Ontology annotation, cellular component: membrane.
CAGUGUGACGGUGCCAGGCGCGGGACGGAGCAAUAGGUUGACGGAGUGCGAGGAGAGUCGGCCCGUACUUAGCUUGGCCUCCAGUGCCUCGCCGACGCCUCCCGCCUCACUCGCAGUGGUUAGCGGCUGACCGACGGCGCGGCCAUUACUGCUCUGCCGUAUUUUACUUUAGAUCCUUCUCCGCGUGUCGUGUGGCUGCGAAGAGUGGUGCGUGCGUUCAUCAGACAAGGGAAAUAGUGAUGGGAAGCUUCGUUCUGUGAUAGAUCGACUGAUUUUUUUGCCACAAGAGAAUGAGUCGAGUGAACCAUUUCUUCCGCCGAAGACAUUCAUGAAGAGAGACCAAAAAUCCUUUUCACGUCUGCGAUACUUUUGUGGUUAUAAACAGCUGCAGUAGUAUUUGUGGUGGUCUUUGUAGUAACAAUUAUUUAGUGGGAUAGCAAUAACUGUAGCAACAACAGCUGCGACAGCAUGAACAGCAGCAAAUAUAACAAGAAAACAAAACAAAUAUUAAUGAAGCCAAGAGCUAAUACGAAAUCAACAUCAGUUUAAGAGGAGCAGAACUUCGUUACCUGUGAAGCCUCGCGUGUUUGUCUUUGUCAGAAAAUGGCGCAGAGCGCCCUCGAGCACCACCCCGAGUAACCACCACCACCACCACCACCACCCCUCCCAGGGGCUUGUUCCUCCUGUGUUGGCUUGCCUGGCGAGAUGAACAGCACCCGCGGGGGCUGCGAGGUCCUCUGGCGGGUGGCUGCCUGGGGCCUCUGCUGCAGCGUCGUGGCGGCCGCCCUUUGCCUCGGCGUCGCCACCGCCUCACGCCCCAACCCUCGACGUCCAGAAGGAGCAGACAACACCCUCUAUCUAGAAGCCCGAAAGAAAACACCUCAUGUUCCCUCUCGAUAUGAAGAGGAUAAUGAGAAUGAAACGAAAACAGCUCACGUCUUGCCGGGGCGUGAAGGGGAACGCUCGCAAAACAGAGCGCUUAAUGAAAAUGAGGAAAGAGACAAGUUUUCAUUCCCCCUGGAUCGCGGUGUUGCCAGAGAGAAAACAAAAGCCCGCGUCCUCUGGCUGGGAAACAAACACGAGGGCUCGAAAAACGGGGAAGUUAGAGAAAAUGGAAACCACUCCGCCGAAACACUAGAAGCUCAGGUUGCGAAGAGGACGAGGAGGUGGUGGAAAAGGAGGAGGAGGAGGAGGAGGAGUAGGAGGGCGGCUUUCAACGCCUCUUUUUCCACUAACGAGGACGACUCGCGAACACGUAUUCCCAGGUCCCGGCAACGUCCACUUGAUGACACGGACUGCUCCUUGAAGUCGUCUUGCUCAGCGCGGAAGGAACAGGAGUUUAACGAGACGCUGGUGAACAUGUUCCCGUGUAUGUGUGACGACCAGUGCCACGUGUACGGCGACUGCUGCCAAGACCACCCCUCCCCCCCGCUGCCGCCCCACGCCCCGCGCCCCGCCUGCAGGCCCCUCACGCCCACAGCCAAGCGGCCCUACGCCCUCCCCAGGACGGUGUUCCUGGUGGAAAGGUGUCCUGUGGGGACAGAGGCGCUGCUGGCGGACAGGUGUGACGGCGACGCUCCCCCCACAUACCUGAUGGACAUUCCGGUCUUCUCCAGAACGUCCGACGUCGGCUACGCCAACAUCUUCUGUGCCAGAUGUCACAACGACACUGACAUCCUCAAGUUUAACAUGUCGAUAUCCUGCAUCGACAGCGUGAAUUCGACCACCGAGGUGGAGAAAAUGACCUACCACGGCGGCGAGCUUCGGUGGUCUUCUCCUGCUGCCUCAGAAGAAACUGGGGAGGAGAAGUAUUGCCUCCUGGAUGUGGCGUUCCCUUCGUCUGUGGGCCGCUGGUGUGAGCCUGAGCUGGUCGACGCCUGUAGAGAGGACUGGCCGGUGCAGGAGCACGUGAGGAGAUGCGCUGCCUACAACUUUUACGUCCAGACGAAGGAUUACGUGUACAAGAACAGAGAUUGCGCCCUCUGCAAUGGCAUUCCUGAAGAUGAGAUUCAUUGCCUCGCUCUUUUCACGCCUGGAACCCGUUUUGGGGCCCAGUCACUGCCGUCCCUGACAGAGCUGUUUGAGGUGCAGGGAGACUGUGAGGACGAUGAGGUAUGGGACGUGCUGUACCGCCGCUGCGAGCACGUCUCCUGCGGAUUCCUCUUCACCCUCGUGGACGGGAAGUGUGUUUGGAGCAACAAGACAAUGCCUGUCAACGGCCAGCCUUACCUCAACGAGUCUUGCUUUGUUAUGGAGUUCAGCCAAAACUUUAGCCUCGUCUUCCCAAACCAGAGUAUAUAUAUCAACGAAACGCAGCACCUCUACCGCUUCGGCGAGUACGAGUUCAACGGGUCGUUGGUCAGAGUGUGUGAUGGGACGGAGGACUGGACGCCGAUCAUGCACGUCAUCUCAUCCGUGCUCAUCCUGAUCUCGCUCGUGUGUUUAAUCCUGCACAUGGCGAUCUUCAUAGCGCUGCCCAAGAGACGCAACAUUCCCAGCAUGAACCUCUUCUCCAUGACCAUCUCGCUCUUCAUGGCAGAGUUUUUGUUCGUGACGUUUUUCCAUCUGAAAAUCAACCACAUCUCGUGCGUUGUCACGGGUGUUCUCAUGUACUACUUCCUUUGUGUCUCGUUCCUCUGGAUGAACGCCAUGAGCAUCGACAUCUUCAGGACAUUUUACUCCAACACUUACCGCACCAAGUCGAGGGCCGUGUUCACCCAGUACUCGCUGUACGCUUGGCUGCUGCCGCUCGUGGCCGUCACGGCGGCCGUCGUGGUGGACCAGGUUUGGCCUGAAUCUCUCAUCGCACCUCACUUCGGCACCGUGAAGUGUUGGCUGAACAACAAGUGGGGACUGGUGGCGUUCUUCACCUUUCCUUCCGGAGUUAUCAUCCUGGCUAACAUGAUUCUCUACAUGGUGUCGGUACACAACAUUUAUACUCAGAUGAAAUCAGGUGAGAUGGCCUCGUCCACCAUACGCAAGAACGGCAGCUUCAAAUCCACCGUGCCGGCUUCAAGGAACGAGAACUCCAUGAAACUUUCAAGUAUGGGCAAGAAAAUCUGCUCCGUGCCGCGUGCGAAACAAAACGGCGAUUCCGACUCCCAUAGAUACAAGGAACGAUUACGAGACAGGCUGAGCCGCGGCCUGUGCUCCCACAAGAAGCAGCGGGUGAGGCUGAUUCUGUACAGCAAACUUGCACUCAUGAUGGGCAUGACGUGGGUAUUCGCCUUCGCCUCCAUCCACACCAAAAGCAUCGUUUUUGAGUACCUCUUCAUUGUUUUCAAUGGCUUACAAGGAACAUUCAUUUUCGUUUCCUUUGACCUCAAGAAAAAGGUGUGGGAGGAGCUGUGCCACAAGUGGAAUCGCCGUGACGAGCAACACAAUGGGAACUCCAGCCGGCACCCCAACACCUUUUCCACCAGCGUCAAGACUCCACCUGACGGCGACUACAAGUAUCGCUGGUCCUCGAGUCGCAGAUUCGAAGGAAGACAAGCGUAUUCUGCAUCUUGCAGCAUAAGCGAGACUCAGCCCCCGCAGAAAGCCGAGAGUGAGGUGUGAGGCUCAUACAGUACUAGACGAGACACACAACGAGGAGCAUGACAGCUGUCCCAACGACUGACUAAAGACGUCGCUGCAGAGUGGAAAGGUUCUGAGGGCGCAGUCCACUCUGGAAGUCUGUUCAGUGCAUCAACUUUCAUCGCUGUUGCAAGAGAGGAAACACCAAAACAAAAGGAAUUAACACAUUCCCUUCGUGUUUCCGGACCAGCAGCAGCAAUGAAGCAAAGUAUCUCGAAACACUGAAGCGCCACAGUGCAUGUAUACUGCAGCGAGGUGCAGGCACAUCCCAUCCAGCAGUGCUUAAGUUACAUCAUUGCCAUGGCACAAUCGAUCCCAAGAGAAGGCUUGUCUGUAAACGCCGACCUAGCCGCCAUUCCAGUCCAUAGUGAACUUGGUUGCCCCAAGAAUUAACUCUCAGGCCUUGCAAGCACGAGCUGCGACGGGUAAAUGAAGGCCGCAGUGGAAACGAUUAAAAGAGGCUGACCCCACGGACUGCUCUGAUGAUGAGACCGCGGGGAUCAAAAAUAAUUCAUUCAAGACAUAUAACUUACAUGGUUAUCACGAAUGAUCUCGAACUGUUUGUUUUCAGAGGGAAAACUCCGGUGGUUGAAAUUACAGCAUAGUAGGGUGCGCGCUCAUCAUAUGCGGAGGAGGGUAAACACUGUAAAUCAAAGGAAGGGAUCUCAGGUUAAGGCGGAGGUGCAGGUGUUUGCUGCACGCCGAUUCAGUGUUUGGAGUCGAUCUGUUGAUUGAUUUGGGAGUUUGGGAAGAAGCAACACCACCGAUGUUUUAUAACGUAUCAAAACCACAUCCACAUUAUAUAUAGCCUUGUGAAGCACUAAACUGACCACUGCUAUAUUUUUUCUGAAAUUCUACGCAAUGAAAUUUUAAGGAGAAUCAUUUAACAGUUUAUGGCGCUUCUGAGUUUCAUUUUUCUUGUAGUGAAAGCUUAAGUGACUAUACCCUUUAUUCACCCUUAAUUCCUUUGAAUAUAAAUGAACAUGACUGAGAUGCUCUACUUAGAUCAUUGAAUAGCAUCACUUUGGUUAAGACAACAGAACGUGACUACCGCCGCCAUCCCUGCCCCCCCCCCCUCCACCCCCACCCCGCCGCCCUGGAUACGGUCACAGUGUUUACCAAGGAACUCCACACCCCUGCCCUGCUUCAACCAGGAUGCCGCUGCCUCCCACGGCUCUUGAAACACACGGAAGGAAGAUUAAUGGUUGCAUGGGAGAUAAGGAUAACGAGAUGGAGAAAGAGGAGGAGAAGAAAAAAGAUAGAGUGCAGGAGUUUGUGGUGGAGAAGUCCAGGAAGAAGAUAAAGAAGACCAUUGAUAAGUCACUUCGAUGUUCGGUACCGAUACGACAGUUCUUUUUAUUUACCAUUAUUGUCCAAGAAAUUCGAUGUAUAUCCAGUUUCAUUUUCACAUUGCACUCAUUUUCAAUCAUCUCAUUAUUAUAUUCACGUGUAGCUUAUGCUCUCUGUGUCCAUCCCUCUGUGGGUAAUGACUGAAGUAUGGAUCAUGUACAAAUAUCAAAGUAAACCGUGCACCUCAUGUGAAGGAAAUGUUGUGAAGUCAAUGUUUUGUCAUGUAAAAUCAAUGUACUGUCACGUUAAGCUGAAUCUUCGUCUGUAUACGUCCUAUAAAUGUGAACGAAUCCAUCAAAUCUCGAUACAGGGUCCUCUAACCCAAGUUUUAUGCAUGUAUGGUGUGCGACUCUUCGUCAUAUAGUUAAAUCUUCCGGCACCCAACCACAUACAUUUAACAAGGCUUUCGUAUAGGAUUUGUGGGCAUUCUCAUGGGUAGUUUUAUGACCCCGGUGGUAGUUUGACAACGUUUCUGCACCAUGAACGUAAAGAAACACUCAUGGGGACGCUCUUAACCUCUUAUUUGGCCUCUGGAAAUGAUUGAUGUAAGAAUAUUUGGCCUGAUGUAAGAGUAUUUGGCCUGAUGUAAGAGUAUUUGGCCUGAUUGAUGUAAGAGUAUUUGGCCUGAUGUAAGAGUAUUUGGCCUGAUGUAAGAGUAUUUGGCCUGAUGUAAGAGUAUUUGGCCUGAUGUAAGAGUAUUUGGCCUGAUUGAUGUAAGAGUAUUUGGCCUCUAGAAAUGAUUGAUGUAAGGGAAGAAAAAGCGUCUCAAAAUACCAACUUACAUAUUGACUGACCAGCAUUCACUUCACUAUAUCAAAAUCGAGAACAACUAACUCGCUGUGAUUUGACAGAUGCAUAAGAAGCUACCGACCUACAUAUUCGCUGACAAGCAUUCCCUUUACCACCCAAAUCGAGGACAACGACUUCGAUUUGAUUAUUGAAGUAGGUACAUACGAAGCUAUACGUCACAUUUGCGUCACAUUAUCGGGAAGGAGCACUCUUGAGGGGCCAUUAUCGCGCUUCGAGUUCUGUGGGAAAUCACUUAUCUACAUAUUCUUCCUCAUGUCCUUCACGUUUUGUUCGCCUGUGUCAUCGUCACAUCAACUUGCACUCAGGACCAGAUUGAUUAGAUAGAUAAUAGCGAGUUAUUGCGUAGGGCGGGAAUGUUCUUUGUCUGUUUGGGUGUAGGUGAAAGCCUAUAGCACACACACACACACACACACACACACACACACACACAGUAGCUGCCUCACUUCCAAAACAGACAGAUAAAUAGAUAGGUUUAGAUAGAUAGAUAGAUGGACAUUCACAUCACACUGUCUAGCCUAUAUUUCGUGUAUCACCAGACAUGUAUCUCCUUCAAUCACCGUAUAUAAUAAAUAAAUAACUCUCUCUCUCUCUCUCUCUCUCUCUCUCUCUCUCUCUCUCUCUCUCAUUA